This is a messenger RNA of Dermatophagoides pteronyssinus (European house dust mite), 1657 nucleotides long. RefSeq lists its product as uncharacterized. The record is from RefSeq and is a predicted model, not a curated record. Lineage: Eukaryota; Metazoa; Arthropoda; Arachnida; Sarcoptiformes; Pyroglyphidae. Gene Ontology annotation, molecular function: DNA-binding transcription factor activity, RNA polymerase II-specific; RNA polymerase II cis-regulatory region sequence-specific DNA binding. Gene Ontology annotation, cellular component: nucleus. Gene Ontology annotation, biological process: cell differentiation; regulation of transcription by RNA polymerase II.
CAUACUUUUUAAAGCAAGCACUUCUUGAUCAUCAUCAUCAUCAAGAUCUUAUCCAUAGUUUUUCCUUUCCUUUUCGAAUCAUUCAUUCAUUCAUAUAUCGACGACCAUUUACCAUCAUCAUCAUCUUGAACGAUAUUCGCUUUAUUGAACAUUAUCUAAGUCUUCAAUAUCAACGAUCUUUCUACAAGUUUCGAGUGUUCCCGAGUGAAACAAAAAAAAAUCAACAAGCCAUAAUGAAUAUAGGUCCAUCUACCUCUUCCCCACCACCACCACCACCUCCGAUAUCAUCAUCAUCAUCAUCUAACGCAACAAUUUCUUCUCAUCAUCAUCAUCAUCAUCCUCAUCAAUAUGGUUCGAACGCUACAGAAAUGUCUCGAUCAACAUUUCCAAACACAGCUUAUUAUGAUCCAUUCUAUGCUAAUACGGCAACAUCACCUUGGAGUUCAUAUCCAACACCAGUAUCAUAUUCAACAUCAACAUCACAUAAUGUUGUUACAGCGGCAGCAGCAGCAGCAGCAGCUGCCGCUAAUAAUUGUAUUCUUGGUUCAAAUGGAUCAAAACAUAGUUUAGUUAAUCAACAUUUUACUACCGUACAUCAUCAUCAUCAUACGCAAAGACGAAAACGUCGUGUUUUAUUUACCCAAGCACAGGUAUAUGAAUUGGAAAGACGAUUUAAACAACAACGUUAUUUAUCAGCACCUGAACGUGAACAUUUAGCACAAUUAAUUCAGCUAACACCUACACAGGUAAAAAUUUGGUUUCAGAAUCAUCGUUAUAAAUGUAAACGACAAGCAAAAGAAAAAUCAAUGAGUGAAAGUUCACCAACAACAAGUUUAACACCAAAUACCAUACCAUCACCACCAUUAUCAUCAAAUAAUGAUGAUGAUCAUCAACCGCAUUCACAUACACAUCCCCAUCAUAAUCAUCAUCUUUCACAUCAUAUGAAUUUGACAGCCAAUGUUAAUAAUAAUAACAGUACGACAUCGGUAAAUACAAAUUCAACUACAUCAUCAUCAUCACCAUAUUGUAUUGAAUCAACACAAUUAACAGCAACAACAACAACAACAACAGCUACAGCGAUAGCAACUUCACCACGUAAGGUAGCAGUUCCGGUACUUAUCAAAGAUAAUAAACCGACCAUUCUUCAAAUGGAUGCUCGUGAUGCUACAUAUCCAACUGUACCUGGUCAAAUGCAUCCUCAUCAUCAUCAUCCACAUCAUCCACAUAGUGCAAGCAGUAUGUUAUUUGGUACACAGAAUUCAACAUUAACUGGUCAACCACAUGUACAUCAUUAUCAUCAUUUGACUGGUAAUCAUCCUCAUCAUCAUCAUCCACAUCAUCCACAUCAUCAUCCAUCAUCAAUGGCAUUUACAUCAAAUCCAUUCGGUACAACAAAUGGUUUUACAAUUGGACCACCAUCAACAAAUCCGGUAAUGGCUACUGGUCAACCACCACCGCCACCACCACCAUCUAUAAAUCCACAUCAUCCACAUCAUCAUCAUCAACCAACAUCAGCAACCGAUAUGGCUGCUGCUGCUCAUCAUCAUCCUCAUCAUGAUUUUCUAUUGCGAACUUCACAUUGGUGAUGACAAAUUUCAAAAUUUAAGUUAAUUGAAUUAAAUGUAGCCCAAAAACCAAAAAAAAUGACCGAACAAGU